ACUCGGGAGAGCCAGCGGAGUUGGGCGCUGCUCUUCCUAGGCCUGUGCGCGUUCCUUGACGCUACUGAAAGCCCAGAUCUCGUCUCUCAGGCAGGAUAACCUCUCCUACCCGCAGCCGCAGAGGCCCCCUCGCCCUGCGCCCUCCGGGUUCCUGCGCUGCGGCCCGCGUUCCACCUCCGCUCCCUCUUUGCGGGACCGGCGCGGAGAGGGAGAGGGAGGAGAACCCGCGCUCGAGUCCCGGGCACUGCGCAGCGCGAGGUGCAGGAUGGAGAGCAAGGCGCUACUGACCCUCGCCCUGUGGUUCUGUGUGGAGACCGGGGCCACCUCUGUGGGUUUGCCUAGUGUUGCCCUUGAUCCACCCAGCCUCAGCAUACAAAAGAAUAUACUUGCAAUUAUGGCCAAUACAACUCUUCACAUUACUUGCAGGGGGCAGCGGGACUUAGACUGGCUAUGGCCCAACAAUCAGAGUGGUUCUGAGGAAAGGGUGGAGGUGACGGAGUGCAGUGAUGAUUUAUUUUGCAAGACACUCAGGAUUCCAAAAGUGAUAGGAAAUGAUACUGGAGCUUACAAGUGCUUCUACCGAGACACCAACGUGACCUCAGUUGUUUACGUCUACGUUCAAGAUUACAGAUCACCCUUCAUUGCUUCUGUUAGUGAUGAGCAUGACGUUGUGUACAUUACUGAGAACAAAAAUAAAAGUGUGGUGGUUCCAUGUCGUGGGUCCAUUUCAAACCUCAACGUGUCACUUUAUGCAAGGUACCCUGAAAGGAGGUUUGUUCCUGAUGGAAACAGAAUUUUCUGGGACAGUGAGAAAGGCUUUACUAUUCCCGGCUACAUGAUCAGCUAUGCUGCCAUGGUCAUUUGUGAAGCAAAAAUUAAUGAUGAAAAUUACCAGUCGAUUGUGUACAUAGUUGUGGUUGUAGGGUAUAAGAUUUAUGAUGUGGUUCUGAGCCCUCCUCAUGGAAUUGAGCUAUCUGUUGGAGAGAAGCUUGUCUUAAAUUGUACAGCAAAAACUGAGCUAAACGUGGGGCUUGUCUUCAGCUGGCAGUGCCCUUCUUUGAAGAUGUUCUUUGGAAAAGAAAGUGAGGUAAAAUCAAAGUCAGCUUGGCCAGUCCCACCCCAGAUUGGCGAGAAGGCCCUGAUCUCGCCCAUGGAUUCCUACCAGUAUGGUACCACACAGACGCUGACAUGCACUGUCUAUGCCAACCCUCCCCUGCAUCACAUCCACUGGUACUGGCAGUUGGAGGAAGAGUGCUCCUACGAGCCCAGCCAAGCUGUCUUAACAGCAAACCCAUAUAUUUGUAAAGAAUGGAGAACUGUGGAGGAUUUCCAGGGGGGGAAUAAAAUUGAAGUCAACAAAAAUCAAUAUGCCCUAAUUGAAGGAAGAAACAAAACUGUAAGUACUCUUGUCAUCCAAGCUGCAAAUGUGUCAGCUUUAUACAAAUGUGAAGCCGUCAACAAAGCUGGGAGAGGAGAGAGGGUUAUAUCCUUCCAUGUGACCAAGGGUCCUGAAAUUACUUUGCAACCUACCACCCAGCCAACUGAGCAGGAAAGUGUGUCUCUGUGGUGUCACGCAGACAGAGCAACACUGGAGAGCCUCACAUGGUAUAAGGUUGGCCCACAGCCUCCAUUGGUCCACAUGGAAGAGCAGCUUACACCUAUUUGCAAGAACUUGGAUGCUCUUUGGAAACUGAAUGCCACCAUGUUCUCUAAUAGCACGAAUGACAUUUUGGUCAUGGAGUUCCAGAAUGUGUCCUUGCAGGAUCAAGGAGAAUAUGUCUGCUCUGCUCAAGACAGGAAAACCAAGAAAAAACAUUGCAUGGUCUGGCAGCUCACAGUCCUAGAGCGCAUGGCACCUGUGAUCACAGGAAACCUUGAGAAUCAGACGACAAGUAUUGGCGAAACCAUCGAAGUUGCCUGCACAGCAUUUGGGAACCCCCCUCCACAGAUUACCUGGUUUAAAGAUAAUGAGACACUUGUGGAAGACUCAGGCAUUGUACUGAAAGAUGGGAACCAGAACCUAACCAUCCGCAGAGUGAGGAAAGAGGAUGAAGGCCUCUAUACCUGCCAGGCCUGCAAUGUUCUUGGAUGUUCAAGAGUGGAGACAUUUUUCAUCAUAGAAGGUGCCCAGGCAAAGACCAGCUUGGAAGUCAUUAUUCUAGUAGGCACUGCGGUGAUUGCCAUGUUCUUCUGGCUACUUCUUGUCAUCAUUCUACGGACCGUUAAGCGGGCCAGUGAAGGAGAACUGAAGACAGGCUACUUGUCCAUUGUCAUGGAUUCCGAUGAACUGCCCCUGGAUGAACACUGUGAACGCUUGCCUUAUGAUGCCAACAAAUGGGAAUUCCCCAGAGACCGGCUGAAACUAGGUAAACCUCUUGGCCGUGGUGCCUUUGGCCAAGUGAUUGAGGCAGAUGCUUUUGGAAUUGACAAGACAGCAACUUGCAAGACAGUGGCUGUCAAAAUGUUGAAAGAAGGAGCAACACACAGUGAACACCGAGCUCUCAUGUCUGAACUCAAGAUCCUCAUUCAUAUUGGCCACCAUCUCAAUGUGGUCAACCUUCUAGGUGCCUGUACCAAGCCAGGAGGGCCUCUCAUGGUGAUUGUGGAAUUCUGCAAAUUUGGGAACCUAUCAACUUAUCUACGGGGCAAGAGAAAUGAAUUUGUCCCCUACAAGACCAAAGGGGCACGGUUCCGUCAAGGGAAAGACUAUGUUGGAGAAAUCUCUGUGGAUCUGAAACGCCGUUUGGACAGUAUCACCAGUAGCCAGAGCUCAGCCAGCUCUGGGUUUGUUGAAGAGAAGUCCCUCAGUGAUGUGGAGGAAGAAGAAGCUUCUGAAGAGCUGUACAAGGACUUUCUGACCUUGGAACAUCUCAUCUGCUACAGCUUCCAAGUGGCUAAGGGCAUGGAGUUCUUGGCAUCACGUAAGUGUAUCCACAGGGACCUGGCAGCACGAAAUAUCCUCUUGUCGGAGAAGAACGUGGUCAAAAUCUGUGACUUUGGCUUGGCCCGAGACAUCUAUAAGGAUCCAGAUUAUGUUAGAAAAGGAGAUGCCCGCCUCCCUUUGAAAUGGAUGGCCCCAGAAACAAUUUUUGACAGAGUGUACACAAUUCAGAGUGAUGUGUGGUCUUUUGGUGUUUUGCUGUGGGAAAUAUUUUCCUUAGGUGCUUCCCCAUAUCCUGGGGUAAAGAUUGAUGAAGAAUUUUGCAGGCGAUUAAAAGAAGGAACUAGAAUGCGGGCCCCUGAUUAUACCACACCAGAAAUGUACCAGACUAUGCUUGAUUGCUGGCAUGAGGAGCCCAGUCAGAGACCCACGUUUUCUGAGUUGGUGGAACACUUGGGAAAUCUUCUACAGGCUAAUGCUCAGCAGGAUGGCAAAGACUACAUUGUUCUUCCAAUAUCAGAGACUUUGAGCAUGGAAGAGGAUUCUGGACUCUCUCUGCCUACUUCACCUGUUUCCUGUAUGGAGGAAGAGGAAGUAUGCGACCCCAAAUUCCAUUAUGACAACACAGCAGGAAUCAGUCAGUAUCUGCAGAACAAUAAGCGAAAGAGCCGGCCAGUGAGUGUAAAAACAUUUGAAGAUAUCCCAUUGGAAGAACCAGAAGUAAAAGUAAUCCCAGAUGACAACCAGACGGACAGUGGUAUGGUUCUUGCAUCAGAAGAGCUGAAAACUUUGGAAGACAGAACCAAAUUAGCUCCAUCUUUCAGCGGAAUGAAGCCCAGCAAAAGCAGGGAGUCCGUGGCAUCUGAAGGCUCCAACCAGACCAGCGGCUACCAGUCGGGGUAUCACUCAGAUGACACAGACACCACUGUGUACUCCAGUGAGGAGGCAGAACUUUUAAAGCUGGUAGAGGCUACACAACAGCCUGACUCUGGGACUGUGUUAAGCUCUCCUCCUGCUUAAAAGGAGAUACCCACACACCCUACUCCUGGAAAUCACAUGAGAGGUGCUGCUCAGAUUUUCAAGUGUUGUUCUUUCCACCACCAGGAAGUAGCCACAUUUGAUUUUCAUUUCAGAAAAAGAACCUCAGACUACAGGGAGCCAGUCCUCCAGGCAUUUCCUGAGAAGAUGCUUGUGACCCAAGAAUGUGUUUGUGUCUUCUCCCAGUGUUAACCUUACUCUUUUUUCAUUCGUUAAGAAAGCCUGUAUAAUGUGCCCUCCUGUGGGUCCCACCAUGGGUUAGAACAAAAGACAUUGAAGAAAUGGCUCCUUUCCCAAAGAACUAGCCAUACCUGGGGAGUGGACACCUCUGUAAGACAAGAAGGUGAACUGGGCAAUGUAAGUGCUUGAGGUGUUGCAGAUGGGAGGGUAUAGGGCUGAGUCCACCUAAGAGGCUCUGGUGAGGAUGUGGUGGCGAACAAGUCUCAAGUGUGGGAUCUGGAGUGAUAGAAAGGAAGGCGCAAGCUUGCUUGGAGAGGGCACCGGAGCCUGCAGAUGCAUUGUGCUGCUGGCUCCGGAGAGGUGGGCAUGUGGCCUGUUAGGAAAUGUAAAGACUGCAGACGCUGUUUCUGGUUUUAGAAGGUUGCGUGCUCUUUGCAUUGGGCUAAAGUCGAGUUCCUUGGGGUGUUUCCGACUCCUAAUGAGAGUUCCUUCCGGACCCUUACAUGUCUCCUGGCCGAGCCCCAGGAAGGAAAUGAUGCAGCUCUGGCUCCUUGUCUCCCAGGCUGUCCUUUAUUCAGAACACCACAAAGAAAGGACAUUCAGCCCGAGGCUCCCUGUCGUGUUGCAGAGUUCUGACUGUCCACAUGAGCUUCUGGUUUCUUCUGGAUGAAUACUCACGUAUCUGUCCUGGUGGGAUGUGUCUGAGACUGAAAGCAGUAGUGCAGUAUCAUGCUGUGGUAGCACAACUUCAGGAAGGAUUAUACCUUUUUCUUCCUCCCCUCACCACCAACCCACUCUCACCCCUAACCCAGGUCAGUGUUGCAGUUAUUCAGCCUUCUGCACUCCAGAAAACAUGAUUUGGUCUGUUUACUUUCUGAAUAUUAACCAGGUUUAAAAAUUACCUUAUAGCCUAAGUAAUAACAACGCCUAUUGUAUUAUUUAGACUUUUAACAUAUAAAGCUAUUUCUACUGGUUUUUACCCUGGUUUUCUCCUUUUUUCAAAAAAGAAAAUGUAUUUUUCAAUUGGUACCAUAGUGUGAGAUGCUGGGAACAAUGACUAUAAAACAUGCUAUGGCACAUAUAUUUAUAGUCUGUUAUGUAGAACAAAUGUAAUAUAUUAAAACCUUAUAUUAUGUAUAAUGAACUUUGUACUAUUCACAAUUUGUAUCAGUAUUAUGUAGCAUAACAAAGGUUGUAAUGCUUUCAGCAGUUGAUGUCAUUUUAUUUAAAAAGUUGAAAAAGGAAGGAAUCUUUGAACAAGAUUGUAUUACUAUAUCAGUUCCCUCAUUACUAAAAUGGAGGAGGAGGAAUCAGAUAUAAUUAUGGUUGAUCUUCAUUUUUACUUGUUCCCUUAUUUCUUCUUAUAAAGAAUGUUUUCAUAAAAUGCUUAUAUACUUUAUAAACCAAUAAAGGUAUUCAGAGUAAAAAAUA
Molecule: messenger RNA, 5530 nt
Organism: Heterocephalus glaber (naked mole-rat)
Lineage: Eukaryota; Metazoa; Chordata; Mammalia; Rodentia; Bathyergidae
Source: RefSeq, a predicted model, not a curated record